CCACUAGGUUGACUCCCAAAUUUAUGGGGAGUUUUGGACUAGUUAAAAGAUUUUGUGCUUCCAUAGUAAAGCGUUUAGGUUGUGUGAAAGAACAGGGCAGGAAAUUUGUGGUUGGUUGAGGUAUUUGUCAUGUUCCAGUUAUAGUUACUGAGAGUGUAUAUGCAAAAAUAGCAUAGAGUAAUAGCAAUAGUUUGUCCAGAUCAUUUUUAUAGAUUUGCAGACUUAAAUAUAUUUUCAAGCACGAAAUAGCAGUGUGAAAUGUCAUGCAAACGUGUAAGAGCUGAAAAGAAUUUACUCACGGUAAUUUAUCAAUACUGUGUGCAUCUCGCACACCAAUUUACACAAUCAGCAAUGAAACAAAACUGUUGUUUCAAAUCAUUGCAGUUUACAGCUUCACAGCACAGAUUGAGUAUGGAGAUAGUUUUGUUGUAUAAUUCCAAAAUAAUUUGCUGGAGUUUCAAAAAAAUUAAAUUGAUUCAAAUGAAAUGUGCACGUAAAAAAAAAAUCCACAAAUUUGUUACAUUAAAUGUAGCACUAUAUUUUUAUGCAAUACUUUUUGAACUUACAUAUAUAAAGUAUAUAAAAAAGAGGGUACUUUGCUGUGGUCAGUCUCAGAUGUUAAUAUCCAUUGCUAAUGCUGUAUUAUUAUUGUUGUCUUUCCAUUAAAAAUAAUCACUUCCUGAAGGAUGAUUUCAUUAGGGACUUAUUUUUUGUUCAUUAAAAAUGACAAAACACUAACAAGCAUUAUUGAAAUCGUUCGGUAUUAUCCGCCAGAUGUCACUAAAACCCUAAUGGUUCUCUAACAGACCGAGGCACGUAACGUUAGGCUACCAGUGAUGGGAUGUCCGAGUCAAUUCCGCGAAUCGGUUCUUUCCAACCGUUCGUUCUGACCGGUUAAAAAUUCCAGCGAUUCUUUCACGUCAUAGCGUCGUUCGUGACAUAUACCGGCGAUUCGGCGUGUCAAAGUACAUGCUCAAAAACGUUUCAGUAAAGGCAUAUAUAGGCUUUUAUGUGUAUUUUGUUUUUCAGUCAAAUUUCCCAGUCGGAGCCGCUCUGACCGAUUCAAUCGUGAAUGAGUCGUUCAAACUGUGAACUGGGUGCAGGAUUCGGACAUCGCUAUAGAACAUAGGCACAGUGUGAUUCUUUCAUAUAUCAUUUCGCUAACGGUGCUUUAUUUUGCAUGAGAUGACUGUUGGAGUAGAGUCGAAUUAGCAGUAGAAUUGUGUAGAACGGAAUUGCAUAUCAAACCGGCAGUUUUUGUUGGCACUGUGGUCAACGCAUCAUCAUCGAGUAUAUCUGUACAUGUUCUCGUGGAAAGCUCACAUGAAUGAAUUUGUGGUUGGUUACACAAUACAUUGUUUCACUGUGACCGGCUUUGUGAAAGUGUGAGGACCACCACAGAUUCAGAUGAGCCUCAUUUGAGAGGGAGAACGCAUACAGACUGAAGGGACGUUUCUCAUCAUGGCUGAGCAUUUAUCCCAGAGUGAACUGGACUAUCCUUUUAAGCUUUUGGAAUAUUUCAAUGGAUUCAGGAUCUCCAAGGCAAUAUUUUCAGCUUGUGAGUUAGGGGUGUUUGACCUCCUCCUCCAAUCCCAAAAGCCCAUGAGCGCAGUUGAAGUGGCACAGAAGCUUGGCACCAGUGAAGAUGGUGUAGAGCGUUUACUGGAUGUUUUGGUUGCCAUUGAGAUUGUGGAUGUGGAAGUGGUACAGGGAACAGCUUUUUACAGCAGUACAGAUGUUGCUAAUCAAUACCUGGCCAAGACCAGCCCCAAAUCUCUACAUGAUUUGAUCAUUUAUAACUCUCAGACCAUCUACCCACUCUGGAACAAUCUGGUAGAUGCUGUUAGGGAAGGAAAGAACCAGAAUGAGAAAACCUUUGGCCUCCCAUCUGAAGAGAUCUUCUCUGCCAUAUACAGGUCAGAAGAGGAGAUGCUGAAGUUCAUGGGUCUGAUGAACUCUACAUGGGUCAUUGACGGUCAUGACAUAGUGACAGCAUUUGAUCUUUCUAACUUCAAGACCGUCAUAGAUCUGGGAGGCUGCUCUGGUGCAUUAGCGCGAGAGCUGGCUAAAGAGUAUCCUUCCUCCACUGUCACGGUUCUGGAUCUCCCGGCUGUGGUCCAGACUGCUCAGCGGCAUUUCGCCCAGCAAGAUGACACCAUCUGUUUUCAAGAGGGGGACUUUUUUGAGGGAGAAAUCCCUCCUGCAGAUUUAUACAUUCUGGCCCGGAUCAUUCAUGACUGGAAGGAGGACAAAAAUCUCAAACUGCUGAAGAAGAUUCAUGCAGCAUGUCCUCCAGGUGGAGGCGUUCUGAUCGCAGAGGCCCUGUUAUUUGAGAACCGCCGGGGUCCAACUAUGGUUCAGAUGUUUUCUCUGAACAUGCUGGUCCAGACAGAAGGGAAGGAGCAUCCACCCUCUCAUUACACACAUCUGCUCACCGACGCAGGAUUCAGAGACGUGCAAGUCUGUCGGACCGGAAAAUCAUACGAUGCUAUUUUGGCUCUCAAAUGAAUAUGCACAAGUGUAUUGUAAGCGUUCUCAUUAAUCAGACCCCUUCUGCCUUAUCUGCAGACACAUCAGUGAUCCUGUUCAUGCACAUGUCAGGCAUCUGUUGUUCCACCUUGGCUUGUUUUGUGAAGUUUUUUUCCAACACAGAGUGAGCACAGAGUGAUCCUUAAGAUUCCUUCAAAAGACAGUUUUAGUACCAAUUAGCUUUAGUUAUUUGUGAACUUGACUCCUGAGGCCUACCAGAUGUAGUCUGAGAAGGGGUGGGAUGAGGAGCGGUUGUGGAUUGGCCAGUGAUGUGUCAAAAUAAGCUCCUCCCUCUAUCUCGUCUUGUGUAUCUAUGCACGUUGGUGUUGACACGUGGUUAAGUGUGACCCCUAGUGGUUAUUAUAACUAACACAGUCAAAAAAAUAAAUAAAACUGAAGUCUAAAUAUCAAUUCCUGGCCUCAAUUUUAAUUUACUUACUUUUACUUAAUUUUUACAACAUGAUUUUUUGUGUCAUAUAGGCUAGUCCUAAUACAAUUAAUUUACAAUCCUUCUACUGAACAAAAAAGAAUGCAUUCUGAUUUUUUUUUUUUAUGUAUUGUUUGUGUAUUUUUUUCUAGUAAAAACCUUGCACCGCCUUUGACCUUGUGCCUCACAUUUAUACUUGUCCACCGAGAAAAAAUAAAUAAAAGGAAACAAUGAUCCAAGUA
Messenger RNA from Cyprinus carpio (common carp), 3198 nucleotides. It is a transcript of the gene asmt2, whose product is annotated as acetylserotonin O-methyltransferase 2. Gene Ontology annotation, molecular function: O-methyltransferase activity. The record is from RefSeq and is a predicted model, not a curated record. Lineage: Eukaryota; Metazoa; Chordata; Actinopteri; Cypriniformes; Cyprinidae.